AUGAACACCUCUCCCGUACACAACCGCAAGGGCAGCUUCCUCACUCAGCUCUUUGCACUACGUCGCAAGAAUCAAAAUACGCAUGUCGAGCCCUACAUUCAUGAUCCUGUUGUUGAUGCACCACCGCCACCUCCUCCCAAAGAUCACAAGCGGGCAUCGACGUCUACGCAGCGACCUUUCCUAGGAGAAGAAUACAUUAACGAGAAACCCCUUCUGUUCGAUGUCGAUCUUAACGUCCUAGCGCGGCCACCGCAGCCUGCCUCGCAGCCAAUCCCCGUCAUCCAGAAAAUACCCCCACGGAUCCCUGCCAAGGCGUAUUCACCUCCUAUCAUACCGUUGACGCCCGAAGAGAAAGCGCGCCGUAGAUUAGCUGCGCAGCACCAAUCCGAGCUGGAAAAAGAAGCUAUGUUGAGGGAAGAACACGAACGCCAAGAGACGAAACGACGUGAGAAACUGGAGCAAGAACGCCUAGAGCGUGAGGAAGAAGAGGAAAGGAAGGCAGUGUUGCAAGAGGAGCUGCGGGCUGCGGCGCUAAGAAAAGCGAGACUGGAGAGAGAGGAAAGAGAAAUAGAAGAACAGCGAUUGCAAGAGCUACGAGAGAGAAAACAGCUAGAGAAAGAGCGGAGGCUACAAUACACGAAGGAAAUGGAGCGGUGGCGAGCAGAGCAGAUGCAGCGCGCCGAAUCCCAAUGCAGUGAGAAGGAGGAAGAGCGUAGAAGGUCGGUGGAAGGGAGACGCAUGAGAGUUGCUCGCAUGAACGAAGAAGUAUUCUCCGCCAGCACGGCAGAUAGGAUGGUAGGUUGGGUCACGGUACAACCACCCAACAUGCUUGCGUGGAAGAGGCGAUAUUACAAAUUUGAACUGGGCCAUGCAGAAUCCAAGAUGCUGCUAUACGGAAAUCCAAGGGAGGUUGUUAAACCCCUCGACGUCCUCCCUCUGGACGGACAGAUCGAUUCGCUUGCGGAAUGGUACGAGGGCUUCGAGGAACUAGAAGCAAUCCCCUACUCGUUUGCUCUGCGCUUUGUCGAUGGCGUCGAAUGGCGGAUGUUUGCAGAUUCAGCAGAAGAGAAGGACCGACUGCUGGUGCUACUGAGCGAAGCGGCGGGCAUAAUCUUGUGA
Messenger RNA from Suillus subaureus, 1119 nucleotides. RefSeq lists its product as uncharacterized. The transcript has 3 exons. The record is from RefSeq and is a predicted model, not a curated record. Bases 1 to 1119 code for a protein of 372 amino acids. NCBI's taxonomy places the organism in Eukaryota, Fungi, Basidiomycota, Agaricomycetes, Boletales, Suillaceae.